GGCCAGGGCCUGGACAAGGUGGAGCCCAGUCGCUAGUCCCAGUCCCAUCCCCUCUACUCCAGCACACGUGACCAUCGCCACCGCCUGCUACCACCAGCACCAUGGCUCAGCCACUGCCUCGCCUGUCUGUCCCCGCCGCGCUGGCCCUGGGCUCGGCCGCGCUGGGCGCCGCCUUCGCCACUGGUCUCUUGCUGGGGAGACGGUGGCCUCCGUGGGGGUCCAGGCGACAACAGAGCCUGCUGCCCCCUGAGGACAGUCCCCUGUGGCAGUAUCUGCUGAGCCGCUCCAUGCGGGAGCACCCGGCGCUGCGAAGCCUGCGACUGCUGACCCUGGAGCAGCCGCAGGGGGAUUCCAUGAUGACAUGUGAGCAGGCCCAGCUUCUGGCCAACCUGGCCCGGCUCAUCAAGGCCAAGAAAGCGCUGGACCUGGGUACUUUCACUGGCUACUCCGCCCUGGCGCUAGCCCUGGCGCUUCCCGAGGCUGGCCGCGUGGUGACCUGCGAGGUGGACGCGGAACCCCCGGAGCUGGGGCGGCCCCUCUGGAAGCAGGCCGAAGUGGAGCAGAAGAUCGACCUUCGGCUGCAGCCGGCCCUGCAGACUUUGGAUGAGCUCCUAGCGGCGGGCGAGGCCGGAACCUUCGACGUAGCGGUGGUGGACGCUGACAAGGAGAACUGUGCCGCCUACUACGAGCGCUGUCUACAGCUGCUUCGCCCCGGAGGCGUGCUCGCCGUGCUCAGGGUCCUGUGGCGCGGAGAGGUGCUGCAGCCCAAGCCCAGGGACAAGGCUGUGGAGUGCGUUAGGAACCUGAAUGAGCGCAUCCUACGGGACGCCAGGAUCUACAUCAGCCUCCUGCCCCUAGGGGACGGGCUCUCCUUGGCCUUCAAGAUCUAAGGAGAACCCCAGCCAGUGACCCUUGUUUUCAACCUGACAAUAAAAGGACUGGGACACACGA
Molecule: messenger RNA, 951 nt
Organism: Peromyscus maniculatus bairdii (prairie deer mouse)
Lineage: Eukaryota; Metazoa; Chordata; Mammalia; Rodentia; Cricetidae
Gene: Comtd1
Product: catechol-O-methyltransferase domain containing 1
Molecular function (GO): S-adenosylmethionine-dependent methyltransferase activity; O-methyltransferase activity
Source: RefSeq, a predicted model, not a curated record